UCAGUGCGGUCUCGCCUCGCCUUGCCCCAGCACGUGGCCGAACAGCCUGCUCUGCUCGAGUGAGUCCGCCCGGCCGUCGAAGACCGCCUUGGACCCCACACGACGCAUGUCCGCCGGCCUCACUGCGAUAGGCAGCGAAUCGAUGGCCCGGCCGUGUCGGGCGAUGCGCAUCGGGCGAACCCAUCCGCCCCACUGCCCGCCCUCCUCCAGCACGCACACCAACUUCAACAAGUACGCCACACGCGGCAUGGCCUCGCCAUCGUCCGGCUGGUAGCUGGCGUCCCAGGACAAGAUGCCGCCGACCUGGUGGUCUGUGACGCAGCGAUUGAUGCGCUGGACGAAGUAGCUGUCGGCGAACUGCUGUGUGGCCACGCGUGACAGCAAGCGGAGGGUGUACAGUACAGAUCUGCUGCAGUGGCGACGUUCUCCGUGCGGCCUGACACACAAAGCGCACAAUGUACCAAACGACACAUGCCGUAUCCCUCAGAUCACCAGGUGCGCAGCAGAUCUCCCUGACCUACGCGCGUCGUCAGAGAUCAGGACGCGCCAGCAGCCGUGGUAGUCCUCCCCGGGCUUGACGAUACACACACGGGGCGUCGGUUGGUGCCGCUCCGCUCCGGUGCGAGCUAAUGACUCCUGCAAAAAUCAAAUUUUGACUGGACUUGCGACACACGGCUCCCCCAAUAAUAACUUCUCCGCAAAGGGUUCGACGAGCCGGAGGGGUUUCGUGGGGCUUCUGGGUGGGCGCUCCUCUCCGGGAGACACCGCGUUUGGUCUGUCGUGUCGCCGGCCCAGCCACAU
Molecule: messenger RNA, 801 nt
Organism: Vitrella brassicaformis
Lineage: Eukaryota; Vitrellaceae
Source: the annotation of a GenBank genome assembly